AUGUUGCGGCUCACUGUGUUGUUGCCGGCGCGUGCGAUUAUUAAGCGGAAUGCGCCGCAGUUGUGGGGAGCACCAGGUGCACCCAUUAUUCGUAUGCGUGGUCACCACGUUGUGUGGAAGUUCCAAUCGUACGACCUCAUUGUGGAGCAUACACACAAACGCCAUAACUCUGAUAUCCGGCUACUUCACUACCUUGGCAAACACUGUCCUCAUCCACAGAAAUCUCUCUGGUCUCCAGACACACCCGUUGCGCAGGACAGACAUCUUUUCAUGUUGACUACAGUUGAUGUUGAUGCAUUUAAGUACUGGUUUGGUGUAAAGCGAUGUCGUCUCUCUAUGAAACCCUGGGCACUAUUAGCAAAAUCUGGACUUUUACCACCAUCACUGCGGCAAAAUUCAAAGAUUAUGCCUAAACCAUUGUUUGACAAGGAACAACUUAUGCGUUAUUAUCUUGCUAAUCGAAAGGAUGAGUCAAUUAUGGCGCGUGAAGAUUACCUCAAUUAUGAGAAUAGUAUGGUGAAGACAGAGGAGGAACGGGCAGCGGAGAGACCUGUUGCACCAUAUCUUUAA
Messenger RNA from Trypanosoma theileri, 570 nucleotides. RefSeq lists its product as uncharacterized. The transcript has a single exon. Lineage: Eukaryota; Euglenozoa; Kinetoplastea; Trypanosomatida; Trypanosomatidae. The record is from RefSeq and is a predicted model, not a curated record. Bases 1 to 570 code for a protein of 189 amino acids.